CUCUCAUUUUAACAGCUGCCAGGAUUCAGGUUUCCAAAGUCUUUGGGAGUUAGCAGUAGAGAAUAAGGCCUAACAAUGGCCAACUUUGGAGGACAUGCCAUUCCUGGCUCUUUUUUCCUGUUGCUUGGCUUUUGGCUAACCGUGAAACACGUUCUCCAACACUACUGGAGGACAAGUCAGCCUAAAGGAAGACACAUAAUGCCCCCUUUCUUGAAAAAAAUGGACUUCUUGGAGGGAGGAUUUAUAAUCUUUGGUUCAUUUGUUGGUAUUAUGAUUGAACAGUUUGUGGUGGAUGGGCCACAUGCCCAUCUCUACGACAAAGAGAACAAUUCAUGGGUCAAGCUGAUGAACUGGCAGCACGGCACAAUGUAUCUGUUCUUUGGGAUCUGUGGAAUAGCACUGGUUGCCAGUAGUGCAUCCAAACUGGUGCCAGCUGGUGUUGACCGCCUUGCACUCGCCGUGGCUCUUUUUGUUGAAGGGUUUCUGUUUUAUCACCACCUUCACAAUCGGGCCCCUCUGGACGCUCACAUCCACUCCCUGCUGCUCGUGCCUGUGUUCAGUGGAUCGGCCAGCACCAUGUUGGAGGUGUUCAUAAGAGACAACAUUAUUUUGGAGCUGUUAAGAGCAUGCCUGUUCAUCCUGCAAGGCUCGUGGUUCUAUGAGAUUGGAUUUGUACUUUAUCCAUUAAGUGGACCGGAGUGGGACCUGAAACUGCAUGACAAUCUCAUGUUCAUUACUAUGUGCUUCUGCUGGCACAUAGCUGUGGCACUGCUUUUAGUCACCUGCAUCUCCUCUGUGGUUUGGUUCACAGUGAAGCGGUUCUCAGGAAGGGGACUGGACAUAGAGAUUGGAAUGCGAAGUACAUCCUCCAAAGCAAGCUCCCAGAAAGCUUUGCUUGAAGAGUCGGAUGAAGAGUGAAUGCAUGAUUAUGGUUCUUUAAAAUUUUACUUACAUUC
This is a messenger RNA of Perca flavescens (yellow perch), 956 nucleotides long. RefSeq names its product transmembrane protein 45B (gene tmem45b). NCBI's taxonomy places the organism in Eukaryota, Metazoa, Chordata, Actinopteri, Perciformes, Percidae. Bases 76 to 918 code for a protein of 280 amino acids. The record is from RefSeq and is a predicted model, not a curated record. The transcript is spliced from 6 exons.